Pomacea canaliculata is the source of this 2289-nucleotide messenger RNA. Its product is annotated as GTPase IMAP family member 4-like. The transcript has 3 exons. Gene Ontology annotation, molecular function: GTP binding. The coding region runs from base 283 to 1053 and encodes 256 amino acids. NCBI's taxonomy places the organism in Eukaryota, Metazoa, Mollusca, Gastropoda, Architaenioglossa, Ampullariidae. The record is from RefSeq and is a predicted model, not a curated record.
GGAGAGGCAAUGGUCUCGGCAGACUGACAGCAGUCCCUCUAUACACAUGCCUGUGUAUGCCUGGUGCUCCUGCUCUCAGCUAUCUCUUCCUUCUCUCUCUCUCACCAUUUCACAUGCUAAUGAGGGCGGAGCUGCAUGACAAGCAGUUUCAGCAAAAUAUCAAAUGAGGUUCUCCCAUCUGUCAGUGCUGUCCUCGGGUCACAGAUGGUCUUUGCCUUAAACUUUUCAGACUUCGUGUCUUCCAAACAACCUAAUAAAAGCCAAGAGACAGUGAUUUAAAAGAUGUCAGCUUACCGCAUUCUGCUGAUAGGUAAGACCGGAAAUGGAAAGAGCACUACGGGCAACGCCAUUCUGGGAGAGCAGCAUUUUAAGCCAAAGCGUGGAAUGAACUCAGUGACGGCUGUGUGUGCCUGGAAGAAGGGCUACAGAUGUGGCUAUCCCAUUGAGGUAACUGAUACACCAGGGGUUUGUGACACUCAUAAAACUGAAGGUGAAGUGGAAAGGGAGAUCGCCAAGUGUGUAGGGACCAUGGUGCCAGGACCUGACGCCAUCUGCUUUGUAAUCAAAGGAUCGGAUCGGUUUACGAAGGAGGAAAUACAAGCGUAUGAAAAUUUAAAAGCUAUUUUUGGUCAGGAAAUGACUAAAUACCUUAUUCUUGUCCUCACCCGAGUCUCUGAAGAGGAAUUCCUACAAGAUUGGCGCAACAAGGAAAGUCCUCUUCCUGACAGUCUUUUAAAAUUGCUCGAAGAAGCUGACAACAGGGUCGUCUGCUUCAGCGAGGAUAUCAAAAACCCAUCCUCCACGGAUGAAGAAGCGAGAAGACUGCUGCAACAUGUGGUCGACCUUAAGACUAAGAAUAACGGGUCCUAUUACUCAAACGACCUUGUCAAGAGGGUCGACCAAGAAAUUGCUGAAGAGGCUGAGAAGACAGGCGUCUCCGUCGACGAGAUUAAAGACGAGAUGGUUAAAGAUAUGAAUUCGGGACUCUUAGCGAAGUUAUAUCAUAUUAUUCCCAGUUUCUUAAGAGAUAAUAUGUUUUGUGCUGUUAUGUAAUAUGCAUAUUUGUCCGUUGUUCUCUAGCGGAACUCAGUGUGAAUCAAGAAUAUAAGCACGGCUAAAAUAGCUACCAUCUAUGGAAUGCUCUUCCCUAUAGCUCGCUCAGUGGCCAUCUGACUUCUCACUUCUAUUGGUCUGCUUAUUGUUCUCAACAUCUUUGCCUCCAUCUACUCAGCCUCUCUGUGUUUUGUAGUUUGGUUUGCAGCCUGUGAUGUUUAGUUUGAUAUUUCUAUUACUACUUUGUUUUAUUGCAAUGAGCACGCCUCUAUGCGGCACAGUGUGCCGUUAUGCUGUUGAUUGUGAAAAAAUUAAUUCUUUACUUGCUAAUGUCUCCAGCAAUAUUUGUAAACGUUUAUGGAAUACUGUAAAUUUUUUACUUAUUAAGAUAUUUAUACACACUAGUUUUUGAAAGUAGAAUCGUAAGAACGUGUUUUAUUGUAAAUUUGUAAAAGAUUAAAAAUCGGACAAUGUUCCUCAUAUCUGGGGGAUAAUGGUCCUUAAAUAUCUCAAUAGAAAUGAAAGUACUAAAUACAAGGAAUUCCGAAUGUAUAUGGCAAGUAUAUCCUGUAGUCUUAGUUGUUAUUUCAAUAUUAAUAAAUCUGUCUGUAAAAACAAGCAUUCUGUUAAAAAAGUUUUAUCACAAUCUUGUCAUAAAACUUUUAGAAAUAUCUCACGUAAUAAGCUAGCACACGUGUAACAUGGAGGUAUGGUCCUAAUUGUAAUAAUGCUACCAUUGUUAUAACACAUUUUUUAUAGAUUAAUAUGUACCGAGCAUCGUAAGUGUUUAUAAAUGCUGCAAUGUUCUUAUUCACACAAGCUAUUUUGUAUGGACUUUAAAAAACAUAGAUGUUUUAGAACUUACGUAGCAUGGAAGACAGUUAUGCUCCCUACAUCUUAACCCUGCGUGGUAUUUCAUUGGUUUCAUUCCCUUGUUAGUUUUUCUAUCAAAAUUUGUAAACGAACUGAUUAGAAAUUAGAAAGCAGAGUUUGUCACGAAUGAGCUUUUUGUUUCCUCUGUGGCCUUCCGUUGCCCUUGUAGCGUGUCGAAAUAAAGGUGAAAUAAUAUACAAAAUAAACUUGGUGGUCAUUGGUGCAAACUUCUUAAAAGCCUGAAUGUUCAGCUUUUCAAUGUAUUCAUGCAUUUAUACAUGAAUUCAUACAUUUAUAAGUUCAUGUAUGCAUUCUUAGACCUAUAUUUUGGCAUGCUUCCCUCUCGCAAUAUGGUAAAAAGUU